AUGACAGCGAUCAGAAGUAGCACCAAUUACUCUGCUAGCUCACCUACCAUCCCACCCCCGCCACCUUCUCCAGGAAGACAGCGCACCAUUUCGAAUCUCAAUCUUCGCUCACCAAAGAUCCAAUCUUCACCUAUCCUCCUUCAUCCCCUCCCACCUACCUCAUCACUGAACAAGGAAUCGGUCUAUGCAUCUGAGCUAGAGCUAGACAAGCAGAUAAGGCAAGUUAAGAAAGAAAGACAAUUACAAGAGGCAUUGCAGGAACAGCUAUUUAGUGCUGAAAGACUCAAAGUCAAGGAAGAGCAAGGUACUUGGUCAUCUAUUCAACAAGAUAAUCUCAAAGGUAGAACCGAUGGGAGGGGAAGAGGAGAUUCAUGGGGUCAUUCGAAAGGGUUCACUCACCCACCUCAAGCGUAUGAGUUGUAUAAAGCUAUAGACGACCAUAAUAUCGAUUUUAUCAUGAGGAUCAGGGAUCAUGAUUUUAAUCUCCUGCUGCAGAAGAAUGGUAAUGAGUUUCCGAUAUUGUAUGCUACGAGAUUAGGAGAGAGAUGGAGAGAUGUGGUGAUUCUGUUGGUGGGAGCUCUUUCUAGGUAUGUGAACCACCUCGAUCCAGAAGAUUUCGAGAAGAAGGAGACUCUGAGGACGUUAAAAGCUCUUCGUGCCAACUUGAAACUGGCGAUCGACCAUACCCUUCUCCACCUUCCUCCCGGCCAUUCCCCCAUGUUACUAUCAUCUUACCUCCAAGUCCUUAUAAUGUCAGAAGGCGAUUCCUUCCUUUACAAAUCCAUACACGAGAUAUCCCUCUUACUCCGCUCAUCAACAUCGGCCAGCGCAGUAGCGGGCAAGAAUGUCAAGCCUGUGAAAGAGGCUGAGAACAUCAUACGUAAAUUCUGCACAAAGGAAUUGAGAGGAGUGAAAGGUGGGAUCGGCGAUGUGGAAGAGUACAUUGCGAAUGCUACGUUAGAUCUGGUUAUUAUGAGUGCAUGGAGUUUGGUAAAUGCAGGACAACCAUUACCUACACAUACGUUUGCUAGAGACCUACGAACUUAUUCUACUUUCAUGGAGCAUCUCCAAGACGAUACCAACCUAUCUUCCAUCAAUAAACUGAAUCCCCGUAUACGUAAGAUAUUGUACACCCUGAGGGACCUAGCAGGAGAUAGUAAGAAGAGUGUGAGAGGGAGGUUGAAAGAUGUUCAGAUUGCUUUAGACGGGGAGUGA
This is a messenger RNA of Kwoniella botswanensis, 1215 nucleotides long. RefSeq lists its product as uncharacterized. Bases 1 to 1215 code for a protein of 404 amino acids. The transcript has 5 exons. Lineage: Eukaryota; Fungi; Basidiomycota; Tremellomycetes; Tremellales; Cryptococcaceae. The record is from RefSeq and is a predicted model, not a curated record.